Molecule: messenger RNA, 1815 nt
Organism: Cynoglossus semilaevis (tongue sole)
Lineage: Eukaryota; Metazoa; Chordata; Actinopteri; Pleuronectiformes; Cynoglossidae
Product: dickkopf-related protein 1
Exons: 3
Coding region: 31-579 (182 amino acids)
Source: RefSeq, a predicted model, not a curated record
AAAAAGUUUGGGAAACAUUGAUGAUAGACCAUGUGGUCUUACCUAACGGUGACAUCACUCUCCUCUGUCCAUCAGGAUCGCCCCAGUCGCGGUCAGGUGGAAUCGUCAGCAGGCGGCCGCAGCCAAGGAACCGAUCCUGCAUGUUCUACACCUGACUGUCACGUCCCGGUGAAAGGAAGCUGCAGUAACAGAGCCCAGAGAAGGUCGUCCUCACAGGACAGACUGAUGGACAAAGACACGGACAGACACAGAGACACAGACAGCUUCAACAAGACCAAAGCCCCAGAGAUGGCUAGCUGCGUACGUUCCGGCGACUGCGCAGCUGGACUGUGCUGCGCCCGCUAUCUGACCGGGAAACGAUGCCAGAGGAUCCCCGUGGAGGGCGAGGCCUGUCUUCCUCGGGGCUUCACCAAACAGAGGAGGAACCUGGGACGCUGCAACUGCGACGUAGGGCUAGCCUGUGUCACGGAGCCGGGCAAAAACAAGGCCCAGGGGGUGUGUCUGCCCCGUCCCAGGCAGGGCCAGAGGAAGACUAGGCAUUCUGGGAAAAAGAGGAGAACGGCAGAGAGCGGCUGCUGAGUCCGAUACUUCGACUUUUAGUUUAGUUUGUAGCAUUGUCACUAAAAUGACGACAUGGAGGACCUUCUGAAGUUCCAGGUAUCUAGAGGAGGAGGUUCUUCUCUCCCGUGUUAGGUCACGGGGGCGAGGGGGCCGAAAGAGGGAGGAGCAAUUUUGAUUAAUUUAAUUUCUUUCUCAGUGUGGAUUAGUAAAGUGAAGGUUUCCCAACUACACUGAUCUGUCCUGAUAGUUUCAUCACCCAGACCGGGCUCCUUAGAGUUAGUGUGAAGACACCUGUGUUUGUAUUUUAUUUACAUUAUUUUUUUAUUAUUAUUAUUGUUAAAUAUGACUCUAUUGACAGUUUAAUUGUGUUUCUAUAUUUAUGAAUGCAUUUGUGUGCUAUUUAUGAAACAAAUAAAGACCAUGCCUUCGGCGUCACUAGCCUUCCUACGUGUUUAUUUUGGCCGAUAACGAUCCCGUACAGUUGCAUUUCUUUUUUCAAGACCCAUCCUUUCAUUCUCUGCCGUGUAAUUCCUUACUAUGGGGGUGGGGGGUGGAGCUCAUUUCGGCACGAUUUUGGACAUUUUAUUUCCUUUUCCUCCCAGCAAUAACACCCAAAUCCCUCCUGCAUUUACUGAACAUUUCUCCGCCACCGCUAAAUCUGCAUUUUAUUUUAUUUUGGUCUCUUUCAUCUUAUUUUCUCGGUGAGUUCAGCUGCGUGACGCACGACAAAUGUAAGUACAGUAUUUAACGAUAAUACCUGGUCGUUUUAUUUCAAGUUUUAUCCUUGUUGUUGACGUAUCCUCGAUACGUGCUCUUUUGACAGAAACCGGUCCUUUAUCCCAAUUUGAGGAGCCGCGGAUAUCGCCUGACUAAAUUCCACUACAUUACGUUAACAAUUGCAUUAACCCACGGUGAAAGAAUUAUAAAAACACGGUUUGUUUGUUUGGUUUUUGUUGUUGUUUUGUUUGGGUUUUUUUUGCCAUUUUGGCUCUUCCCGAACACAAAACACAUAGUAUAAAAACAAUAUAAUACUAUUCAAAAAUAAAUGUUAUCCGUUAUCCCGUCUGCAACUUUUGUCCCGGAGAGACUAAACUUAAAUUGAUGUCGGCGCUAGCUAGAAUGCUAGCAUUUUGGUAUAGGCUAACUUACCACAAACUUUGCUCUCAUGACACUUUGAGGUGUUUUAGCGCUAGUUCUACACUUUGCUGUAAAAUAACCUUAUCGUCAACAAAAAAAAAAAAAAAAAAAAAAAAA